Nerophis ophidion (straightnose pipefish) is the source of this 4381-nucleotide messenger RNA. It is a transcript of the gene grinaa, whose product is annotated as glutamate receptor, ionotropic, N-methyl D-aspartate-associated protein 1a (glutamate binding). The record is from RefSeq and is a predicted model, not a curated record. Bases 273 to 1310 code for a protein of 345 amino acids. NCBI's taxonomy places the organism in Eukaryota, Metazoa, Chordata, Actinopteri, Syngnathiformes, Syngnathidae. Gene Ontology annotation, cellular component: endoplasmic reticulum; membrane; Golgi apparatus. Gene Ontology annotation, biological process: negative regulation of apoptotic signaling pathway. The transcript has 7 exons.
CGUGUGGUCGCGUGCCAUGACGUCACAGCGCGCGCCAAGAGAUCCCCGGCAAGUUACGUGAACGCGUCGUCAGUGACGUCAUCGCCUGACCCACUUGGAGGCUCGGCGGCCAACAGACGCGAAGAGGAGGCCUCGGCAACAGCAGCUGGACGUGGUGAGAGAACAUAAGAGUGAAAUAAGGAAGAGGAGGGCUCGUCAACAGCGGCUGGACGUCGUGAGAGGAACUAAGGUGACGUGCCGACAGAAUAGAAACGUCAAAUAAGGUGUGAAGCAUGUCCCAGGACAAGAGCGGCUACCCCGGCAUGGGGGAGACACAUCCCAUCCACAGCAACGUGUACGGACCCCCGCAGCCGGGCUUCGGCAUGCCCCCGCCCAACUACAGCCAGGGCCCCGGAGGACCGUACCCACCGGCAGCCGGCUACGGGCAGCCGGGAUUCCCCCAGGCGGGCUUUGGCCCCCCCGGCCCUUAUCCUCAGAUGCCUUACCCCCAGAUGCCCUACCCGCAGGGGCCCUACCCGCAGGGGCCCUACCAAGGACCCGGUCAGCCAGGCUUUCCCGGAGACCCCUCUGCACCCGGGGGAAGCCCCGGUUACCACGGCGACGUGCCUCCAACCUACUACGACAACGAGGACUUCACCAACUCCGGCUUCGAGGACAAGAGCAUCCGACAGGCCUUCAUCCGCAAAGUGUUCCUGGUCCUGACCGUGCAGCUGCUGGUCACCUUCUCCUUCGUGGCCGUCUUCACCUUCGUGCACGAGGCCAAGGUCUUCGUGCGCAUGAACCCCUGGACCUACUACAUCUCCUACGUGAUCUUCCUGGUGUCGCUCAUCGUGCUCAGCUGCUGCGGGGACUUCCGCCGCAAGCACCCCUGGAACCUGGUGGCGCUGGCCAUCCUGACCCUGAGCCUGUCCUACAUGGUGGGCAUGAUCGCCAGCUUCUACGACACGGACACCGUCAUCAUGGCCGUGGGCAUCACCGCCGUGGUCUGCUUCACCGUGGUCCUCUUCUCGCUCCAGAGCAAAUAUGACUUCACUUCCUGUCAAGGCGUGCUGUUCGUGUGCCUGAUCGUGCUCCUGCUCUUCGGCAUCCUGUGCAUGUUCAUCCACGACAGGAUCCUGCACCUCGUCUACGCCUCCCUGGGAGCGCUGCUGUUCACCUGCUUCCUGGCCGUGGACACUCAGCUGCUGCUGGGCAACAAGAAGUUGUCCCUCAGCCCCGAGGAGUACGUCUUCGCUGCCCUCAACCUCUACACGGACAUCAUCAACAUCUUCCUCUACAUCCUGGCCAUCGUGGGCCGCUCCCGCGACUGAUGCACGCCAUCAUGUGACCUCACGCUCAUUCUUCUUUCAUCUUCCCUCUCACUUUAAAUCCUCCACUAACACGGAACACUUUGGCGUGAAGCCUAACUUUGUCCCGCGCUUGUUUUGGCUGGCCAGGUAGACGCUUAUACUGACAAAUUGGCUUGCGGAUAGAAGCUCUGAUUGUUCCCCGCAACACGCUUUUACUCAAGCCCUUAUUUUAUUCCCUUAAAACUAAUAUUUUCUGCAAGUACAAAACGGAUGCUGGAGUAUAAAAGCAAUUUUCGUCAAUUAAAACACAUUUCUUCAAUUUAAAAAAAUGAUUCACAAGUAUAAAAAGUAUUUUCUGCAAGUAAAAAAAAAAAUGAUGCGCUGGUAUACUCUUUUUUUCUUCAAUUAAAAUGAUUCACACGUAUAAAAACAAUUUCUUGCAAGUAAAAAGUAUUUUCUUCAAUUGAAAAAUGAUUUUCAAGUAUAAAAACAAUUUUCUCUACAAAAAAAAAAAGGAUUUACAUGUAAAAAAAAAAGGUCUCUGCAAGAAAAAAAAACAGUUCACAGAUAUAAAUAACAAUUUUUGCAAGUAAGAAAAACUGCAGAUAUAAAAACACUUUUCUCCAAUUCAAAAAAGAAUUCGCAAGUAUAAAAACUGUUUUCUCUAAGUAAAAAAAAAAGUUUGGCGAGUGUAAAAAAUGUUUGUUUUUUCUUCAAUUUAAAAAUUGUUCACAAGUAUGAAAACAAUUCAUUGCAAGUAAAAACAACUUUGCAAGUAGAAAAGAAAAUGUUUUUCAAUAAAAAAAAUGAUUUUCAAGUAUAAAAACAAUUUUCUCCAAGUAAAAAAUGAUUGGCAGGUAUAAAAAAAAAAGGUUUCUGCAAAUAAAAAAAUGAUUUGCAUGUAUAAAAAAUGUUUCUGCAAGUUAAAAAAAAACAGUUCGCAGGUAUAAAAAACAUUUUCUGAAAGUAACAAAAGCUUUGCAGGUAUAAAAAUUAUUUUCUCCAAUUCAAAAAAUAAUUUGCGAGUAUAAAAAUGUUUUGUUUUUUCUUCCAUUUAAAAAUUGUUCACGAGUGUAAAAACAACUUUGCAAGUAUAAAAACUAUUUUCUCCAAGAAAGAAAUGUAUUGACAAGUAUAAAAAAAGUUCUGCAAAUAAAAAAAAGAUUUGCAAGUAUAAAAACAAUUUUGUCCAAUUAAAAAAAAAAAACUGUUGGCAAGUAUAAAAAUUUUUUCCGAAAGUAUUAAAAAAAUCGUCCAAAAGUCAAAAAACUAUUUUCUGCAAGUGAAAAAACCUCGCAAGUAUAAAAAUUAAUGUCCAAAGGUGAAAGAAAACAAUUCGCAAAUAUAAAAACUGUUUUCUAUUAUUAAAAAAAUGAUUGGCAAGUAUGAAAAAUGUUUGUUUUUUUCUUCAAUUUAAAAAUUGUUCACGAGUAUAAAAACAAUUCAUUGCAAGUAAAAACAACUUUGCAAGUAUAAAAACUAUUUUCUCCAAGUAAAAAAAUGAUUGGCAAGUAUAAAAAAAAGGUUUCUGCAAAUAAAAAAAUGGUUUUGCAAUUAUAAAAACAAUUGUCCAAAAAUUUAAUAACAAAAAAAAUAAUUUGGGCCCUGCGAUGAGGUGGUGACUUGUCCAGGGUGUACCCCGCCUUCCGCCCGAUUGUAGCUGAGAUAGGCGCCAGCGCCCCCCACGACCCUAAAGGGAAUAAGCGGUAGAAAAUGGAUGGAAAAAACAAUUUGCAAGUAUAAAAACACUUUUUGGCAAGUAUAAAUAAAAUGUUCUGCAAAUAAAAAAAAAGACUUGCAAGUAUAAAAACAAUUGUCCGAAAGUCAAAUAAACCCCAGUUCGCAAGUAUAAAAAUAAUUUUGUCAAAUUAAAAAAACUAUUGGCAAGUAUAAAAAAAAAUAUCCGAAAGUCUUAAAACAAUUGUCCUAAAGUAAAAAAAAAAAAACAGUUUUCAAGUAUAAAACCUAUUUUCUGCAAGUAAAACACAAUUCGCAAGUAUAUAAACUAUUGUCCAAAAGUAAAAGAAAACAGUUGGCAAGUAUAAAAACAAAUAUUUGCAAGUAUCAAAAGUAUUUUCUGCAAGUUGAAACUUUGGUCAGCUCUGUGCCACGCUCACACUUGCACCUGUAAUUACACUCCACAACCAGGGGUGGUGCUGCUGAGUCACAGCUACUGUUUCUUCCCGCUGACCACAACACAAUACGCAGCCAAUCAUGAAUCUCAAACAAGGAGGGGAUAGUGUUAACUUACAGGUUGAGCUUGUUUACUUUCUCCUGCUUCUUUGCAGCGCCCCCUGUGGUUGCAGAGUGUAAUUACAGGGGCUUUGAGCACGCAAGGUGGAAUAUUUCUGCCAAAAGUUUGAACUUGAAAAAAAUACUUUUUUUUACUUGCAGAAAAUUGUCGUUUUUUUUUGUUAUUUAAUUAGUGAAAACGUACUUACUUGCGAAUGGUUGGGCGCGAGUAAAACACUGUGAACUUUUCACUCCAUGCAUCUGUCCCUCGCCAGCCUACUAACUGCAUGGUAACCAUGGAAACGGCACUGAUGAUGAGUCUCCCCAGCCGUCAAGUGAGGAAUAAGUUGUAAAUAUUAGGUGUACCACUAUAUUCUAAAUGGAAUGGCCGUGUUGACAUGUAGGACUUACCAGGCUUCAUUCCCUUUUUUUUGUUUUCUUGCUUGGUCCUUGGCGUGAAGUGAACGCUUCUGUACUGUGUUUCCUUCCUUCGCCUUUCAAUGAGGUGUUAUUGAAGUUUUAAUGAAGUAGCCGGACGCUGGAAUCACAUGCUGUGAAGAAGUGGCAUGCUAACUUAUUUAUUUAUCCAUCCGUCUAACAGUUGCUGUAGCAUCGUUUGAACAAGCAGAACAAACCUUGUGGUUUGUCCUGGUUUCAUUGGAGUCUGAGGCUGCUGUGGUCAUGUCACUUUGUUGGGGCCAGCAAAGUGUGUACAGAGGAGUGUGACGUGCUUUGCUGUUCAUAGACCAGCUACUUUUGGACUGUGUGAGUCUGUUUGGCUUUGUACAUAUUCCUCUAGAGUGGAAAUGCAUUCCUCACUGCACUUGGCUUCACAGAUAAAAACUUACCAUGUGGAAAAA